This is a messenger RNA of Pistacia vera, 2591 nucleotides long. RefSeq names its product serine/arginine repetitive matrix protein 1-like. Gene Ontology annotation, cellular component: U1 snRNP; precatalytic spliceosome; U2-type prespliceosome. The record is from RefSeq and is a predicted model, not a curated record. The transcript is spliced from 4 exons. Gene Ontology annotation, molecular function: U1 snRNA binding; mRNA binding. Gene Ontology annotation, biological process: mRNA splicing, via spliceosome. Lineage: Eukaryota; Viridiplantae; Streptophyta; Magnoliopsida; Sapindales; Anacardiaceae. The coding region runs from base 675 to 2333 and encodes 552 amino acids.
CUUGAGUUUGACUUGCAAGGUGUUGAUUUUGGUUAAGCUCUUUUUCUUUUCUUUUCAUUUUUAAUUAUAUUUUUUCGUUUUUGGUGAAUAAUUUUCCUCGGCUGGAGAUGGGUUUUGUGAACUCAGGUCAUUUAGGCAGGUUUGCUGUUAAGUGUAAAAGGAGUGAGUUUGAGAAAUUUACUUGGGUUGGUUAAAAUUUCCGCAAAAUCUAGUGGCAUAGCUGGCAAUGAAGUAAAUAUUUCACUUGCAUUUGGGCAUCAUUUAAGGGUUCAUUUUGCAGGAUGAGGGAGGAUGAGGGUAAUUGUUAUAUUCUGUUAGUCUGCCUUAAAAGGUGGUUAUACUGAGUGAUAAAUUUCAGUACUCUUAUAAAGAGCCCUUUAGUAUUAUAUAGGCAGGCAACUGACAACUUGCAAGACUGAGUAGUGAUUUUCAAUCCUAAAGUUGCAAGCCAUUCGCAUCAUAUUAGUAUCUCAGCUAGAAGACUGGGACAUGAGAUGGUGUUCGUCGUGAUUGCAAGGCUAUAGGUAUCUCAAUCUAUAAGCGCUGAGACUGGAAUAAGCAAUACUCUUCCGUUUUAGCUAAGCUGAAGUGAUGAGUUCUGGCCUUAUUUGGGCAGGAGUGAUUGAGUCUGAAUUGUGAGACAUCAUGUUAAGGCAUUCAAGCCAUCCUAUAAGAUGGCAAAAUCUCUGGUUCUGAUCCCCAACCUGGCCCAGCUGCCCAGAGACGGAUUUAGUUCGUUUGAAAGGGCAGAAGAAAUGAGUGAGGUUCUGAAAAUAGAUGAUUUUAGAGAGCUAGACCGCAACUUUGCUGUUGAUGGAGAAGAAAAUGCUGAAGGUCAUGGUUGCAGAAACUUAGCUACAGAUAAUGAAAUUCAAGUGGAGUUUAACAAGCAGGGCCAACAGGAUUCCUCCUCUUUUCGUGUUGGUUUGAGAGAAGGGAAUAUGAGAUGCAGUUAUGGUAAAUCCCACUCUGUUCCAACUGAAUUUGAUCAAGACAAUGCUGGGAGAACAAAUAUUGAUUAUGAUCAGGAGAGGACACAGUCUCCUUCCAAUGGUAAACAUUACCAAGGUGAGAUGGAUGAGUUGUCUGGCAGUUAUUUUCAGAAAUCCUCCUUUGAAUUUAAGGCACAAACUUUACACGAUGAAAGGGGAACUGAAGGUUCUGCUCAUCCACAGGAGUCUCCUCUGACAGCAGAUAGCAACCAAGUAGAGGAACCAGAGUGCAAUCCCGAUGUAAAUAAGCCAAAUACCAGUCACCAAGAUGAAGAAAUAAAAUAUGCUCUUUUGGAGAAAUCAACAUAUGAGUUUACUAACUCUCCGGACAAGGAAAUUGAAGGGCAAACUAUUGAACACGAAACUGAGAAGUUGUCUUCUUAUUCAAGGUCACCCUCAGGUGAUGGUGAAGGUGAACCUAGAAAUGAAAAGUAUAACUCUUCGAAAAAUUCUCCAUCUGAGAGUGGACAGCUAGAUUUGUCACAUUCUAUUUCACACUCUCCUGGGAGCACCCACAGAAGAUCAGCAUCACCAGUGACAGUUAACCAAAUGCUGGUUUCACCUGAAGGAUCUCCACACUUACACUUGUCUCCCAAUGGCCAUAGGCCAUCCCUGCCUUUACAAGAAGGUGUCCAAGAUGAAUUGCAUUCCCGGACCCAACAUAAACAGAAGCAUGCUGCUUCACCCGAAAGGUCUGAUCUAGCUAAAAGAAUUUCAUCCAAUCGUCGUUUAUCUCCCUCAGCUACGCAAUCAUCUGCUUCUCCAAAGAGGUCGCGGCAUAAGAAUGGUUCAUCCUUGAAACACAUGUCUGCAUCUCCAGAACCCCGCUACUCACCUAAAAAGUAUCGGAGACAUGAUAGAUCAAUGUCAAGGUCACCCAUUCAGCGAAGGGAUCCCUCUUCUGGAUAUGGGAGAAAUUAUCGUGACAAAUCUCGCUCAAGAUCCCCAUAUAUGAGAAAUCAUUACAGAUCCCCAAGGAGAAGGUGUUCUCCAAGGCGAAGAUCUCCUCCUGGAUAUCACUCUCGUCACCACUCUCCCAGGCAGAGGCCCUGGUCACCUCCUCCUAAUCGAAAAACUGGAGUCGGGAAACCUGGGAAGAAUCUAUUUGUUGCAGGAUUUAGCUUUUUGACCACAGAAAGAGAUCUUGAGAGGAAGUUUUCUAGGUUUGGCCGUGUUCAAGAUGUUCGCAUUGUUCGGGAUAAGAGGUCAGGGGAUUCUCGUGGAUUUGGCUUUCUAUCCCUCGAAACAGAUGAAGAUGCAGAUGCAGCAAUCAGAGCCCUAGAUGAGACUGAAUGGAAUGGCCGUGUUAUCCUUGUUGAAAAAUCAAAAUCUACACGGUGAAGCACGACUUCCAGUAUUUAUGGUAACAGCUUUUUUGUUUUAUGGAUAUCAUCUUCAGCAAAAUAUUGUACCUGACAAAUAUGUCUAGAAGGGAAUAGAUAUUAAUUUGCUUUAAUAUUCAAUGAUACAAUAGUUCAUUAGUUCUCACUGCCUUCCAUCAUGUAACAUCUUCCACAUUAGUGGUUCAAUUAGUGCUAAGAUCAUAUCUUUGCCAGUUCACUACUUAUCAAGCUUAGCAGCAGAUUUAAAUUUUUGCAA